AUGAACAACAACAGCAUCAACCCAAGUGGUGGUAGAGGUGUUGGAACUGAUGGUGGUGAUGGUGGUGAUGGAAGGAACGAGAGCAUCCAGCAACAAGAGACAGAAACAACUUCUCGAGAAGAACAUCAUCAUUUGUUGCAUCAUCGUCCUCAUCUUUCGAAUUUGUUGCAUCACCAUUCUUCUUCAAAUGUUAGUGAACAAGGUGGUAGCGACAACACCAGUGGCACAACUACUUCUAAUAGUGGUGGCCAAAGCCGUCGUGAGGGAACAGCAACAACCACACAGCCAGAACAAGCACGAGAAGAUGUCUUUCCUGCGGCUGAGUAUGACAUUCCACCACCCUCUCCUUCAGUGUACCCAAUGAGAAGAGCAAGCUUUUUGUUUCCUACUUAUCAACAGUUCCUUCAGCAGCAACAACAGCCUGCAAUGCCCUCUGAGCAAGUGCCUGCAACAGCAAAGGAGUUUACCGAACAAGCCAACUUACCUCCUGGAUUGGAAAGGCGUCGCUCCUCUGUUCUGUCCAUGCUCAUGCCCAGACCCUCUCUUGAAGCACAAGGUAUUACUACUGCAUCGACAAUUCCAAGACUCUUUGAGGAAGUAAGACAAUCGAUUGAUAUUGUUCACGAUGCCAAAGUACAAGAUGCAAAGAGAGCAAAAGAACACAAAAGGCAUCCCAUUAGGGCAUUUAUCAAGUCUCAUUUACGUAAAAAGGAGGUUGAACAAGCCACUAAGAAAGUUGUGAAAAUUGAGGAGCAUGAAAUGACUUGGGAGAAAGUCUGUGAAAUGUAUGGAACACAAUUUAAUGUCGAUAACCCUGAAAGCUCGUACGGCUUGUCUCAACAAGUAGCAGAAGAGCGUCUGAAAGUGAAUGGUCCUAAUCAAUUCGCUCCUCCAAAGGGUCGAUCUUUUUUUUGGAAAGUUGUCGACCAAUUCACCACUCUGUUCGCCCUCUUGAUGAUAGUUGCAGGAAUAUUGUGCUUCAUAGAUGUGAUCAUUGAAAGAACUGCCUCCUCAUUUCCAAAUAUAUUUCUUGGAGCCAUUUUGUGGCUUGUUGUUAUUAUGAACGCCAUUAUCACAUUGGCCCAGGAACAUAGCUCUGAGAGAACAAUGGCUGCGUUCUUGGCUCUGCAAACAGCGAAUUGUAUGGUCAUAAGAGAGGGAGCCAUGCAACGAAUCGAUGUCAAAGAAUUGGUACUGGGUGACUUGGUUGUCAUAAAUGCCGGUGAUAAGGUACCAGCUGAUUUGAGAGUUCUCUCAUGCAAUAACCUCAAAAUGGACAACAGUUCUCUGACUGGAGAAAGUGAGCCUCAGUCUCGUAGCGUCGAAUCCAAUGCUCAAAAUCCACUCGAAGCAACCAAUUUGUUGUUCUUUGGUACUAUUGCAGUUGAUGGAAAUGGUAUUGGUGUGGUCAUUAGAACUGGCAAUGCGACUGUCAUUGGACAAAUUGCUGUGAUGGCACAAACUAGCUCACAACUUAAAACACCACUUGGUAGACAAAUUGAUCACUUUGUUAGAUUCAUUGGCAGCAUGUCAUUAAUCAUGGCAGCAAUUUUCUUUAUCAUUGGUCUGGCCCUUGGAAAUCCGUGGUUUGUUGUCUUUAUUUACUGUAUCGGUAUUGUCGUUGCCAAUAUUCCUCAAGGUCUUCUUGCCACAAUGACUCUCUGUUUGACCGUUUCUGCACGUCGUCUUCAAGCUGUAAAUGUGCUCGUCAAAAAGCUGGAACAUGUAGAAACCCUGGGUGGUGUAUCUUGUCUUUGUUCAGAUAAGACUGGAACCCUAACACAAAAUAGAAUGACACUUGUAGAAAUGUGGGUUGAUGGCUCUUUUGUUGACGUUCGUUACAACAGAAUGAUGAAGCAAAAGCCAUCAGGAGCUUUGACCAACUUUUCAGAUAUUCCAGAGAACGAUCUCAGCACAGAGCAAAAAAUUACCCGUUGCUGUGCUCUCUGUUCUAAAACCAUCUUUGUUGAAAAUGAACUCAAUCUGCAAAAACCAAUUUUAGAUAAAGAAUGUCUUGGAGAUGCAUCUGAGACCGCCUUGAUCAAGUUUGUUGAAACUCGUGAAAAUUGCUCCACUCUGUAUGACAUUAGACGUCAAUUCCCAAAACAAUAUGACAUUCCAUUCAAUUCCAAGAACAAGUGGAUGUUAACUAUUCAUGAGUGCGUCAAUAAGGAGAUUUUCGAGCCUGGUCAACUUCUUACUCUCAUCAAAGGUGCUCCAGAACGUGUUAUUGGCAGAUGUAACUCGAUGCUUAUUAGAGGUCAAAUUGUUCCUCUCAAUGAAGACCUAAAAGAGCACUUCCAGGAUGCCUACAAUUUUAUGGCAUCUAAAGGUGAGAGAGUUCUCGGUUUGGCACAACGUUUCACCAGCGCAGAUAUUGUCAACACUGUAAAAUCUAGGGAAGAAAAGGGAGCAGCCGAAUCAAUCACUACCAAAGAAGAGCAACAGAAACAUCAAGAAACCCAAGUGGAUGCUUCUGCUCCAAUCAUUGCACUUGCUUCAGAAACUCGUGAGGAAUUAAGCACAGCAGAACAGCAAGUCGACAUUCCAACAGAUGGCUUUUGCUUUCUUGGAAUGGUCGCCUUGACCGAUCCACCUAAGGUGGGAGUUCCAGAGGCUGUAGGAAAAUGUAAGAGAGCUGGUAUUCAGGUAGUCAUGGUCACAGGAGAUCACCCUGCGACUGCCAAAGCCAUUGCAAAACAAGUCGGCAUUAUUGAUAAUGGAAGUAAAACACGUGAAGACAUUGCUUUAGAAGAGGGUGUUAAUCCUGAAGAUAUUCCAUGGAGUCGAGUUGAUGCUGUUGUGUUGAGUGGAGAACAAAUAGAUAGAUUAUCAGAAGAUGAUUGGAGUGCAAUAUUACGAAAGAAGCAAAUCGUAUUUUCUCGAACUUCACCUCAACAAAAACUGAUCAUUGUGAGCAGAUUCCAACAGGCAGGUCACUGUGUUGCUGUCACUGGCGACGGAACCAAUGAUUCACCUGCCCUGAAGAAGGCUGAUAUUGGAAUUGCAAUGAAUAUAAGUGGUUCGGACGUUUCUAAAGAAGCUGCGGCCUUAAUAUUGCUAGAUGACAAUUUUGCAUCAAUUGUUAAUGGAGUAGAAGAGGGAAGACUCAUAUUUGACAAUCUCAAGAAAUCCAUUGCUUAUACUUUGGCCCAUCUUUUACCUGAACUAAUUCCUUUCUUGCUCUUUGUGUUAGUUGGAUUUCCAACAGCCAUUUCAGGUCUAUUGGCGCUUUGUAUCGAUCUUGGAACUGACUUGAUUUCUGCCACAUGCUUGGCUUACGAAACCAAAGAGAGUGAUAUUAUGAGCAUUCCACCAAGACCAAGAAGCGAGUUGUUGGUUGGUUUUCGUGUCUUGUCAUUUGCAUAUCUACAACUUGGGGUCAUCAUGACAUUUGCAUCAUUUACAAGCUUCUUCUUGUGUAUGGGUUUCUAUGGCAUUCCACCAAGAUAUCUUUUCAGAGCAACCUAUGAUGGAUAUUUUGGUAUUACCUCCACUAAAUAUUUAUACAUUUCAGAGUCUGAAAUAUUGUUGAACCCAUUAGCACAGCUUAAUAUUUUGAGCACUGCUCAGGCUGCAUAUUUCUUGGGCAUUGUUAUUUGUCAAUGGUUCAGCUUGUUUGCUGUUAGAACAAGAAGAAUGAGUCUUUUCACACAAGGUCUAUUCACCAAUCUUGCUGUUUAUUUUGGAAUUAUCUAUGCAGUUAUUAUUGCUGUGAUUGUGAUCUAUGUUCCAUUCAUUGGAGAUUAUAUCAUUGCCACUAGACCUUUGCUAUUCAUGUUUUGGCUGUUGCCACUUCCAUGGGGAGCGUUCAUCAUCAUUUUUGAUGAGGUGAGAAAGUGGCUCAUUCGAAGAUUGUACUUUACUCCACUGCUUUGGUGA
Molecule: messenger RNA, 3882 nt
Organism: Naegleria fowleri
Lineage: Eukaryota; Heterolobosea; Eutetramitea; Acrasida; Naegleriidae
Exons: 8
Coding region: 1-3882 (1293 amino acids)
Biological process (GO): intracellular potassium ion homeostasis; potassium ion import across plasma membrane; sodium ion export across plasma membrane
Cellular component (GO): membrane
Molecular function (GO): ATP binding; ATP hydrolysis activity; P-type sodium:potassium-exchanging transporter activity
Source: RefSeq, a predicted model, not a curated record